This is a messenger RNA of Larimichthys crocea (large yellow croaker), 2781 nucleotides long. It is a transcript of the gene becn1, whose product is annotated as beclin 1, autophagy related. Gene Ontology annotation, molecular function: phosphatidylinositol 3-kinase binding; protein-macromolecule adaptor activity. Gene Ontology annotation, cellular component: phosphatidylinositol 3-kinase complex, class III, type II; phosphatidylinositol 3-kinase complex, class III, type I; phagophore assembly site. NCBI's taxonomy places the organism in Eukaryota, Metazoa, Chordata, Actinopteri, Sciaenidae. Gene Ontology annotation, biological process: cellular response to nitrogen starvation; mitophagy; late endosome to vacuole transport. The transcript has 12 exons. The coding region runs from base 167 to 1510 and encodes 447 amino acids. The record is from RefSeq and is a predicted model, not a curated record.
UAAACAACAAUAAGGAAGUGGAUUGAGAGGUCCCGAGGUGCUAAAAAAAAAGCAAAACAUGCAGCGGUCACGCUAAAAAAUCACAUCACGCGUGAUUUCUGAUCGGCGUGUGCACGUCAGGAUUAUUAUGCAAUAGUUUUGAACCCUUCAGCAAGCGACAUUAGCGAUGGAGGGCUCCAAGUCGUCGAGCACGACCAUGCAGGUGAGCUUCGUGUGUCAGCGCUGCUGCCAGCCUCUGAAGCUGGACACCUCCUUCAACGUGCUCGACCGGGUCACGAUCCAGGAGCUGAUCGCUCCGUUGGUCACGGUGACCCCCAGCAAACAGGCUGACAGCACGGAGGGGGAGACAGCACCAGAGGAGCCCUUUGUAGAAAACAAGCAAGAUGGGGUGUCAAGAAAAUACAUCCCUCCUGCACGGAUGAUGUCCACAGAGAGCGCCAACAGCUUCACGCUGAUUGGAGAAGCAUCCGACGGCGGCACCAUGGAAAAUCUUAGUCGUAGGCUGAAGGUGACCAGCGACCUGUUUGACAUCAUGUCAGGCCAGACAGAUGUGGACCACCCGCUGUGUGAGGAAUGUACUGACACCCUGCUGGACCACCUGGACACACAGCUCAACAUCACGGAGAACGAAUGCCAGAAUUACAAGCAGUGUCUGGAGCUGCUGUCACACCUGCAGGUGGAGGAAGAGGAGACUCUGCUGGCAGAGCUGCAGCAGCUGAAGGAGGAGGAGGAGGCUUUGGUUCAAGAGCUGGAGGCAGUGGAGGAGCAGAGGGCCGCUGUGGCCCAGGACCUGACCCAGAGCAGGAUCCACUCUCAGCAGCUGGACACAGAGGAGCUACAGUACCAAAAGGAGUACAGCGAGUUUAAACGGCAACAGCUGGAGCUGGACGACGAGCUGAAGAGCGUCGACAACCAGAUGCGAUACUGCCAGAUUCAGCUGGAUCGCCUGAAGAAGACCAACGUCUUCAAUGCUACAUUUCACAUCUGGCACAGCGGACAGUUUGGUACCAUCAACAACUUCCGUCUGGGUCGACUGCCCAGCGUCCCCGUGGAGUGGAACGAGAUCAACGCAGCCUGGGGGCAGACUGUGCUGCUGCUGCACGCUCUGGCCAAUAAGAUGGGGCUGCGCUUCCAGAGAUAUCGUCUUGUCCCAUACGGAAACCACUCAUACUUGGAGUCACUGACGGACAAGUCCAAGGAGCUUCCUUUGUACUGCUCCGGUGGCCUGAGGUUCUUCUGGGACAAUAAAUUCGACCACGCCAUGGUGGCCUUUCUUGACUGCGUCCAGCAGUUCAAAGAAGAGGUGGAAAAAGGAGACACCGGCUUCUGCCUUCCAUACAGGAUGGAUGUGGAGAAGGGCAAGAUCGAGGACACGGGAGGCAGCGGUGGCUCCUACUCCAUCAAAACACAGUUCAACUCCGAGGAGCAGUGGACCAAGGCGCUCAAGUUUAUGCUCACAAACCUGAAGUGGGGACUCGCCUGGGUCACCUCACAGUUCUACAACAGAUAAACCUGCUGGACUUUGCCUCAUACUGAGUUUUGGAUGAGAAAUGGAGUUCGUGUGGCGCUCGGGCCAAAGGAAAAGAAAUAGUUAUAUCUGCACCGUUUUGUCCUUUUUUAGGACUUUCAGUACAAAAAAAAACAAAACAUGGAGCAAUGUCUAUCUUCAGUCUGGAUUGCGUUUUUACUUAGAGAUAAAUUGUGGGCCCACUGUGGAAGCACUGAAGACAGGCACAAGUUGUAGUCACGUCCCUCAAAGCACGCAGGAGUAGAUAACAACACGAGUAUUACUUUAUUUUUAAUCAUCCGCUUCUCUAAUUAAUAUCUUUUUGGCUUUUUCUGAAAAGCUGACGUCGCAUUAAGACGUCACCGUCCUCACACUAGAAUGUACAUUAAAAGAAAUCUUCGUUAAAUUCACUUCUGAUCACUUUAUCAGCUUCGUGUUGUCCUUGCUUGCCUCCGUUGCACCCCCCUCCCCUUUGAAAUCACUGUGAGAGAAUGUUUUUUGGGUCACAGUUUAGUAUUUAACAGGAGUGUGUCAGUAUUUCUUUAACUUUGAAUCCAGUUAUCAUACUUUACAUGUACAACUGUUGUAUUUAGAGGUACAGUGAUACAGCUUCGUGUUCAUAUUCUGCACCAUCACCUGAAUUUGUCUGUUAGAAGGAUUUUUUAAAUGGAGGGAUUUGAGUUAAUAAACGUUUCAUGCUGUGAAAAAAAAACAUUGUGGAGAUUCUGCUUACAAUAAAUGAAAUAAGACACCACAGUUAACCAAAUGUUUUUUUAAUGUUUCAUAAUAUUUCUGUUGAAUCUUAACUCUCAUCACAACAGUCACUCAUAGUCAGCCCCCCUAUAAGGUUAACAAAAACAGAGGGGAAAAUCUUCAUGGAAAAAUAUGGACUUAACAAUUAAAAUAAUAAGCUGACUUUCCAGUUAUCCAGUAAAAUAUUUAAAAUAGCUCAAAACGGGUUACUCUUUCCAGAAUCAGCCCUCUUCUGUGUCAAACCUCAACCUUAAACUUUGGUCAUCGUUCCUUAUUACAUGUAGGAGCCCUUCCUUAAAGUCCCAGGUUCACACCUUACAGGGAUACAUAUGUGAAAGUGACCACUCUAGUUCGGAAAAAUAGUUUGAUAGAUGAUGCAUUUCAAGCAGAAUGUGAUGAAAUUUCAUUAAUUCUUCUUCUAAACCUCCCACAAAGCACAGGCGGGUGAUCUGCCACACAUGGCGUACUUCUGCUUGUCGGUUGUGCAAUUUUUUUUCGGGUGCUUCUACUAGUUAUCAUGU